Molecule: messenger RNA, 10169 nt
Organism: Osmerus eperlanus (European smelt)
Lineage: Eukaryota; Metazoa; Chordata; Actinopteri; Osmeriformes; Osmeridae
Gene: nav1a
Product: neuron navigator 1a
Exons: 32
Coding region: 165-7085 (2306 amino acids)
Biological process (GO): neurogenesis; neuron migration; nervous system development
Cellular component (GO): axon initial segment; microtubule cytoskeleton
Molecular function (GO): ATP hydrolysis activity
Source: RefSeq, a predicted model, not a curated record
GCAGCGGUGAGGAUGCAACAGUGAUCCAGGAAAAAACACAGCAUUGUUCCUCGGACACCGGCUGACUAGGACCUGGCUCUCACGCGCUUAUCACGGCUCGGCCCGCUUAACAGAACCCUCGAAGGACACACACGCAGAACCAGUGGUAGUUAUCCAGACCAGUGAUGAGUGUAAAUGUGAAGUCCCCCCCUCGGGCGGCUCCCUCUUCAGGGAUCCCCCUCCCUCGGAGCCUGCUCCCUUCCUCUCCCAAAGGAGACUCUCGCCUUCAGACCAGCAGCCUCCCUCGACCCUCCACACACAAAUCUAAACAACUCACACCCACACAGACACCCACACACUCUCCCAAACUGUCCGCAAGGAACACCGGCAUCCCAGGGCCCUCCUCCAAGGAUCUUCUCAGGGAUGCCACCCUGAGGAACAAGCUCCUGCAGCAGGCAGCUCUACCCGUUCCCCAGGCCUCACGCUCGGCCUACAGCAGUCCCCUGACUCAGCGCAGGGAGCCUCCGCGCUCCAGAGACACACUGGACUUGGGGAAAGUCACACACACCUCAGCACACGUAGCCACAUUCCUCCCAUCGUACACACCCCCACACACAAGCACACACACUCCCCAGAACAGUAACCAGAACAGAUAUACCUGUGCUAACAGGAACCAGCAAUGGGGAGACAGCAACCUCAGUCCCCAGUUCCUGCCAAGGAGAAGGGAAAAUUACAAUACCCACACCCAGGAGGAAGGAGGGAGCCCAGGGGACAGAGGGGAUGAUGAGGACCCUCCUGAGCCAGUCCUUGUGGAAGACCGGUCAUCUAGAUUCAGCAAUGACAACCUGCGGCCUCCUCCUCCUCUUACCUUGACCCCUGACCCCUCCUUCAGGGGUCGAAGUGGCUCCAGUAGCCAAUCGGAUGAGGAGAUGGGAACCCCAGAGGACCUGAGUCCUGUCGUGUCUCCGACCCAGAUCACUCCUCAACCUAUCACCUUGGCCCAAGCUCCCUGCCAGCAGAGAGAGACCCCGCCCACAGACACACAGACACCCAGAGUCAACAUGGCCACUGUGGCUCCCUUCAGAUACAGGCUGCAGGUUCAGGAAAGAGAUGUCUCAGUGGAGGAGCUGAGCGACUGUUCCUCUGGAUCCAUCGAAGUCUGCUGCGAAGACCUAACGCUCGGCGGGAUGCUGGGGGAUAAUGUGGCGGCUAACGUUAGCAUGAGUGCUAAGACCAGAGAGCUCGACUCCCAGAGCCAGGAGCCCCCGGCCAGGCAAAUCAUGACUUCCAGGAAGGGCCCCGCUAAGCCCUCCUCGUUACCCCAGGGGCCCUCACGACCCUCUGGCCCUGAGCUCAGGGUGUACCGCCCUGGAACAGGACCAGGACCCAACAACAUCCCUAACCCCUCCAAGCUUCGCAAGCAGCGCUCGCUCACCAACCUGUGUGUGCUCACCGACGCGGAGAAGAAACUCCACCUCUACCAACCCCCCGGCUGGACUGACGACAUGGGUCGGCCAGGCACCGGAAUCCCCAAGACGGGCCAGACCAAGACGGGUCAGAUAGGGGUGGGUGGUGGCGGGAGGGCGCCUCUGUCGCGCACCCUUUCCAAGUCGGAGCAGUCUCUUUUCCAGGGCAAACCCAAGCCCUUCUCCCCCCCGGCGGUGACCCCCAGUCUGGGGAAGCCCAGCCGCAUUCCCCGGGGACCCUACGCCGAGGUAAAGCCCAUCAGCAAGGCUCCCGAGUCGGGUCAGAGCGGAGAUGUGGACCCCUCCGACCACCAGGCUCCCCACAGCAAAGCUAAGGCGACCGCCAAUGGAAAGAAAACUGUUGAGAAAGGAAGAGUUGCUGUUCCCUCGGCGGAGGAGAAGAAAGAGGGGAAGGGAACAGAGGGAGAGGAAGAUAAGGCGUUUCUAAAGGUGGACCCGGAGCUGGUGGUUACAGUUCUUGGAGACUUGGAGCAGCUUCUCUUCAGCCACAUGCUGGAUCCCGAGUCCCAGAGGAAGCGGACUGUGCAGAACGUCCUGGACCUGAGGCAGAACCUGGAGGACACCAUGACCAGCCUGAGAGGGGCACAGCUCAGCCACAGUUGCCUUGACGGGGGCGUGUGCUACGACAGCGACGAAGCCGCCGCCUUCUCCAUCUCCAGCCUAUCGAAUCGCUCCUCUCCGUUGUCCUGGCGCCAGGGCCAGGCCAGCCCCCGACUACAAGCUGGCGAUGCCCCCUCCACAGGUCACACCCAGUCGCACGGCCCCAUUCGUCUAAGCCACACCUCCCGCAUCCAGCUCAUCGAGGGAUUGGACGUCACCGACCCCGCCCAUCUGAAGAAGGGGGGUUACCUUAGCGACAGCGACCUAGGCGGCAAAAGUCCAACGGAGGAUGAAGAUGAUGAUGAUGAUGAUGAUGACGACUUGGUUAAUGGCUGGGAUGAGAGCAGCUCCAUCAGCAGCGGCCUGAGUGACGGCUCUGACAACCUCAGCUCAGAGGAGUUCAACGCCAGCCCCACCCUCACCUCCCUCCCCACCACACCCAUAGGCUCCCGACGGAACUCCGCCAUUGUGAUGCGUACGGACGCUGAGAAGCGUUCUCUGGUGGAGAGCGGCCUCUCCUGGGACGGCGACGACACCAAGCCCAGCCGCAAGAGCCUGGGGGGCGGCGGCCUGUACGACACGGGCAGCCUGAAGACCGAGUCGGCCAGCCGCUGGAAGAAGCCCCGGCCGCAGGGGGAGGGCUUAGAGACGGGCUUGAGGGAGCUGAAGAAGCCGCAGACCCUGAGCCAAUCGGCCGUGCUGAAGAAAGGGGGGCGUAACCCGCCCGUGGGAGUCACCUCCCCCAUCACGCACACGUCACAGGGCGCGCUCAAAGUGGCAGCCCUAGCUAAGUCUGACGGCAAGGUGGUGGAUAAGUCUCGCCUGGCCAUCCGGUCCUCCGGUCUGCAGCGCUCAUGCUCGGACGCCGGUAAAGAACCGCGAGUAGGCGGGGCUGGCGAGCAGCGGAAGCCCCCCUCCGGCCUGGUCCGCCCCGCCACCGCCGGAGGAAACUUCGGCUACAAGAAGCCUGCGCCGUCACUCGGUAACGGCACCACCGGCACGGCAACCGUCACGACCACCAACGGCUCAUCCAUCUGCGGCGGCUCGGCCACCGUCGGCAAGAUCCCCAAAUCCUCCGGCAUCCCCGUGAAACCGUCCUGCGGCGGCAGCGGAGGAGCCGGCAGCAGGAAAACCAGUCUGGACGUGUCGGGCAGUGAGCACAGCGGCUUCCUGUCCCCCAGCGCCAGGAACUCUGUCCAGUACCGCUCUCUGCCCAGGCCGGCCAAGACCAGCACGCUCAGCCUCACCAAGCCCACGGCCGGACGGCCUGUCAGCAGCAGCAUGGACGCUGGCUGCGGCCAGCUGAGCGUCAAGCCCUUCAGCACCAUGCACAGCCCGGCCAGCCAGGGCUCCCGCCUGAAGGAGCCCGGCUCCGGGCUUGGCGGGAGCGGCCUGGGCAAGGCUGGAGGCCGGGGCAUUCCCAGCCCCGGGCCUGUCAACCAGACCGACAGGGAGAAGGAGAAGGAGCGAGCCAAGGCCAAGGCGGUGGGCUCGGACUCGGAGUGCGGAGGAGGAGAGAGGGCGUCGGCGUUGAAGACCCCCGGAGAGAAGCUCCAGGGGCUCAGGCCGCCCAGCUCGGGGAAGGGGGCGGAGCCACUCUCAGCCAACACACACAGGCUGUCAGGGGUUAGGACCCUGGGGAAGCCUCCAUCUAUGGUUCACCUGGACAAGCUCAGCUCCAGCAGUCUGGAGGUGGGGAUGGGCAUCCAGGACCCCCUGCCCCCCAAAAUUCCCCCCUACUCCAAGCUCCAGGAUCUGGUCAGCUCUGGGGGAUGCACCACUACCCCUUGCCUGACCCCCAGUCCGGCCCCCCUCCUUAACGUCAACUCCUCAGCCUGCUUCUCUGGCCCUGGGCUGGGCCCCAGGCAGGGCUCAGCCCUGGGGGUCGGCGGGGUCGCUGGGAGCGGCUCCCCCCUGCUUUACCCCCGUCUCUCCGGGCUCCAUCGGAGCAUGGAGUCCCUGCCCCUCCAGAUGAGCCUGGCCCCAGAGCCCCAGGACAGGGAGAGGCUUGCCGGAGGCUACCCAGGCACGGAGCAGCGAGACAGGGAUAGACAGGAGGAGAGGGUCCCUGGGACCUGGAAGUCUGGGAGUAGGAUGUCACUCACUCUUAGUGAAAGUUCCCACAAGGAUAGAAACACUCUGCCGAAGAAGGGGCUCAGUUACAGCAGUCCGUCACAGAGUGAGGAGGAGGGGAAGGAGAGGAGACACUCCCACACCAUCCUGAGCCUGACGGACUCCCUCACCCCCCCUCUGCUGCCCUCCCCCACCUCCCUGCCACGCUCCGCCAAGACCAGCGUCGUGGCCCCCAGCCCCAUCAUCUGCCCCCCCAGGAUGACCCGCUCCAACAGCAUCCCCACCCACGAUGCCUCCCUGGAGCUGUAUACGUCCCCGCUGGGCAGCACGCUGUCCUUGGCUGAACGCCCCCGCAGCAUGGGAAUGGUCCGGUCCGGCUCCUUCAGAGACAGGGAUCCCAAUGAUGAGAUCCAUGGCUCUGUACUCUCUCUGGCCUCCAACGCCUCAUCAAACUACUCCUCGGCUGAGGAGAGGAUACAGGGCGAGCAAAUCCGUAAACUGAGGAGGGAGCUGGAGUCUUCCCAGGAGAAAGUGGCGAACCUCACCACCCAGCUCUCCGCUAACGCAAAUCUGGUGGCAGCCUUUGAGCAGAGUCUGGCCCUGAUGACCACACGCCUGCAGAGUCUGUCUGUCAGCCAGGAGCAGAAGGACACUGAGCUUGUGGACCUGAGGGACACCAUCGAAGCCCUGCAGUCCAAGAACCACGAGGCCCAGGCUGUCAUCCAGGGAGCGCUCAACAUCUCCGACAGCGCCCCCAAAGACCUGCGUAUGCGUCGUCAGAACUCCUGUGAGAGCAUCUCCAGCCUCAACAGUCUGACCAGCCUGUCCAGCAUGGGCAGCCUGAAGGACCAGGACGCCAAGAAGAAGAAGAAGAAGAGCUGGUUGAGGAGCUCCUUCAACAAGGCCUUCAGCAUCAAGAAGGGCCCAAAGACCUACUCGGACAUCGAGGAGAUCGCCACGCCCGAUUCCUCCGCCCCCAACUCCCCCAAGAUGCCCCACGAGGGGGGAGAAGCAGAGGAGAGCCAGACCCCAUCCCUCAAAACCUCCAUCUCUGCCACCUCCUCAGUGAUAUUGGAAGGAGAGGAGCCUGAGAGCGAGGAGAGGGUGGUGUCGGAGCUUCGCUCGGAACUCUGGGAAAAAGAGAUGAAGUUGACGGAUAUUAGGUUGGAGGCUUUAAACUCCGCCCACCAGCUGGAGCAACUGAGAGACGCUAUGAACAGCAUGCAGUCAACCGUGGAGAACUUGAAGGCGGAGAACGACCAGUUGAAGACUGGAGGUCCCGCCCCCCUCCCGACCUCUGGCCCGCCCAUGUCCACCUCCCAGCCCUCUGGAUUGGCUUCCCUAAUGGGGUCCUCAACGAGGCAGCCAAUGAGCAUGUCCCUCACCAAGUCUUUCAGCCUCAGCUUGAACGACUGCAAAGAUCCAGAGCUUUCUCCAGCCGACACACUGAGUGUGUCCUCCCUUCAUGAUGAGGUGUGUGUGCGUGUGCUGGUGCGCAUCAGUGACCAGGGCCCCGUAUCUGAGGAGGGACAGCAGCAGGACUUCUACCUGGGCUCAGUCAGGGUUGGUGGGAGGACGGACUGGGCCUCUCUGGACUCCCUCAUUGCCAAGACCUUCAGGGACUACAUUUACCAAGUUGAUCCUACAGCCAGUCUGGGGCUCACUUGCGAUUCGCUGCAUAGCUACCAGCUGACUCAAGGAGGGCGGAGGGUGCUGGGGGGAGACAAACCCCUGUCCUCGCCAUCCCGUUACCUAGGAAACGGUCCAGGCCGCAUUGUUGUCAGUUUGAAAGGCCUGAGAGAGAAGUCUGUGGAUUCCUUGGUGUUUGAGACGCUGGUGCCCAAGCCCAUGAUGCAACACUACAUCAGCCUGCUGCUGAAGCACAGACGCCUGAUUCUGUCUGGGCCCAGCGGCACGGGCAAGACGUACCUGACAACCCGGCUGGCCCGCUACCUGCUGCAGCGCAGUCUCCCAGACACCUCCGACCCCGACCACGAGCCCUCGCCCCCCUCGCCCCCCUCCCCCCUGAGCCACGGGGCCGCCGUCACCUUCAACAUGCACCGCCAGUCGCACAAGGAGCUGCAGCUGUACCUGUCCAACAUGGCCAAUCAGAUAGACCGGGAGAGCUGCGGAGAGCUGCCAUUGGUCAUCAUCCUGGAUGACAUCAGCGACGCGGUGGCUGUCAGCGAGUUGGUCAAUGGGGCUCUCACCUGCAAAUACCACAAAUGUCCCUACAUCAUCGGGACCACCAACCAGCCGGUGAAGAUGAGUCCGAACCACGGACUUCACCUCAGCUUUAGGAUGGUGACCUUCUCCAACAACGUGGAGCCGGCCAACGGCUUCCUGCUGAGGUACCUCCACCGCAAGGCUGUGGAAGCCCAGACCCAGCAGCCUCCCCAGGACGAGGGGGGCCAGGGCCCCUGCGCCCCUGCCCCCGCCCUGCUCGCUGUCCUGGACUGGGUCCCCCAGCUCUGGUACCACCUCCAUACCUUCCUGGAGAAACACAGCACCUCCGACUUCCUCAUAGGCCCCUGCUUCUUCCUGUCAUGCCCAGUGACGGUGGCAGAGUUCCGGCCAUGGUUCAUUGAUCUGUGGAACCUCUCUAUCAUACCUUACCUACAGGAGGGAGCCAAAGAUGGCAUUAAGGUGCACGGUCAGAAGGCGGUGUGGGAGGACCCAGUGGAGUGGGUGAGGGGGACCCUCCCCUGGCCCAACGCCCAGCAGGACCAGGCUCGCCUCACACACCUGCCUCCCCCCAGCAGCGGGCCCCCCAGCAGCGAGGACAGACGGGCUCCCAAAGACACCCCGCCUCCUUGCACACUGGAGUCCGACCCCCUGAUGGCCAUGCUGCUGAAGCUGCAGGAGUCCGCUAACUACAUCGAGUCUCCGGAGCGGGAGAGCACGUUCGACUCUCCAGGACACUCUCUGAGCCUAGCGCCACGCUAGGCUAACUCGGCCUAGCCUCUGGGAUAAAGACUCUGGGUCAAACUAUGGGACCAACAACAGCGCUUUUCUAGGCUAAUGGCGAACACAACAUUGGCUACAAUCCAAAUGAGAGACUAAAGACUGAAUGGGGAGCGAUGUACUCUGAGGGCAUAAGAAUAAUUAAGCAUUUUGACGUACAAAGCCUGCAGUGCUUGGCUUCAGUGGACAAGAGGCUUGGUUGGCCAUGCAAGUCUACUAUUAGGAGUUUCGGACAAACUAAAUCGUGUUGAAGUCUUCAUUUCCAUGUAGCGAGACAUGAAUAUGCAUUUUUCUGUCCUAUGUUCCUUCUGUGGCGGUCAUUGUUAAAACUGCAAGUGCAUGGUAACAAAAAUGUUUGACAAAUAUUAUACCCUUAUGAUUUUAUAGAUCUGAACCAUACAUCCAUUCAUCACUGAUGGAGAACCCAACCAUAGAUCAACAUCUAUCUGGGGUAACGCCUACACUUACCUGGUGCUUAAGGAAAACUAACAAGUGUCCCACCUACAUACACCUUUAGUCUUUAAGAAAGUCUAACAUUUACAAUUCUUUCUAGACAUUUUAGCCAAAAUGCACUUUAUUUUCUACUGAAUUGGAUUCUUUGAGGACUUUUUCCAGUGUGUGCUUCUGAAUGGGGGACAAUCUUAAAGGGGAGGCCUGGUUGUGUAGUUCACUAUUUGAUCCUGAAGGGGACAGUGUUGGACCCUUGCUCCUUACUUCAAGGUGCUUUUCAACCACCCAGUUCUGUGUGGUCCAAACUAGUGAUGAGUUUUAUAUUUAUUAUCGUUUUUGUUUAAUACUACUUAUCAAAUUGAUCAUAUGUCAUUACUGUGAAUGUACUCACGGCAGGCAAGGCUAUUUCCUGUGGAAUGCAUAACAUGCAUACUUAAGUGAGUCCAGUAAACUGUGAUUUCAUUUUGGCACACAGACAGUCCUCAGCAGCAAUAUAUUCUGAUCUCUGAACCCCCCCACGUGUGUCCCUAUCAAUAUGGCACCUCGUUCACCUAAUCCUGCCUACAUGGACUUCUUUAUCAGCCUACCAGAGAGGUUCUCGAUGCAUGCAAGUCAGCUGUGCACCAGGGAGGAGAGGAGAGCAGAGGAUCAUAUCGUAUAAUGUGUUGUCUGCGUUAGUGGACUGUGUGAGUGUGACCUGUGUACAUGGGGUCUGUCAGCCCAGAGACACACCUCCACUUGGAGAUAUUACAAGCUGAUUGGCUCAGAAAUGUUCAGUGGAUGUACUGACAAACCACAGUGUGUGUUGUUAAACACUCGAUCGCACUAGAGAAGAAAAAAAAGAUGAGAUCUACUUUACUAGUCUGCCAACACAUGCCUACACUAUCUGGCUAUGCUUGCUGUGUGUACUUCAAUAUCUGUCUUAAUACUCUCCUACUUAAAAUGACUACUACAUGAUUUCUUAGGGUACAACUUUGAGAUCUUGUUUUUGUAGAUUUUUAUACAGUGUCAUCCUCACCUGCCAUCAAUGUAAACCCAUCAAUCUGAACCAACACAUCACCAUCGGGGCAACAUGCUGUCGUGUUAAAGUAAAAACCAAAGCCAACUUGUGAUUGAGGGAUAGUUCACAUCUGUCAACAUUAGGCGUGUUCAUCACUCAUAAUGAAUUUGGGAAUCCUUUCUGGAUAGAAUUGGAGCUAUAGGUUAGUGUCAAAAAACAAAACAUGACAGAAGUGCUAUCUAACAUAAUAAAACUGUCACAUUCAUUUGACUGUAUCAUGAGGGCUAGAGAAACAUAGCAAGUCCAUUACGCAAAAUGACAGCAACAACCGACAAACUUGUCGAACUUUGUUACUUAUUAGUUCUUCAUAACUUCCAGUAGGGUUUAGAGCUACAGUUUAUCCUGUUUUAAACCUGUAUGAUGGAUUCCUUUGACCCAAGCUUUGGAGAAUGGGACCUGAGAAGACAUGCCAGCUGCUGUGCACAGAGUUAAAAGACAAGAUGGCUGCUUCUCGGUUUUGAGUCUUUUCCUCACUUCCUUCUUGCUUCCAACUGCACCGAUCUGCAGCAGUAGGACAACAUCACAGCUGUUACCUGCUGUCUUUUGAGAGGUGCAGACAAAGGAUGUAGGAUACCUCUCCAGACUAUUGAGAUGCACCCAUCUUGUCGGCUCUGUGUUCAGGAAGUACCUCAGACUGCUGCAGGAGUGAAGUUCCCUCCCUGAACUGUAACCGUGGGGAUGCUGGUGUAACGUUCCAACAAGCUGCCUCAGACUGUCUGUGCCUGAAGACCUGGAGGCCGGAUGUGUACACGACCAUCCUGGCCUCUCAACACUGCCCCUCAACACUGCCCAAGGCCGGGUGUUGGAGAGAGCGGUCUGAACGACAUCAUUUCCUCUCACCUGCUCUGAUGUCACUUUAGUGCCCAGACCUUGGAGAGUCAUGAAUUGUGGUCAUGUUGAUGUUGGAAUUGGAACAAUGCUGUUGCUGUGUUUGAAGAGAGUCGGUUGGGGUGUACCUUACCUGUGUGUGAUUUUGACUUCAUAUACAGCAACUUCCUGUAAAAGCUGCUUACCUGUGUGGAAGACUUGAUGGCAAGGGGGUUUGCUUUUUAUGGGGACUGAGAAUAAUGUAAUGAAUGGUGAUACAUGCAGUUUUAUUCCCCGGAACAGUCAGAAUUGAUGCAUGUAUCUCAUGGUGAUCUCCCAAAGUUUCUGUCCUUGGACCUACCAGAUCCUAUCUUAUCAAUGGGGGGGAUUUGUAAUAACUGGAUUUCUUCUUUUUUUCUCUCUUUUUUUUUUUAACAAUCAAUGUACUUUUUUUCGGAAGCAAUUCUUUGUAAAACCUUCUUUGUCUUUUGUACAGGACAUCACUAUUGUAAACACUGUAAAUAAUCAACGCAUCUGCGACAACAAUCACUAAAGUAUAGGAAUAUGGUAUAAGGAGAGGAGCUGCCAUUGGAGAGAGUUGCAGGUGUGGUGGUCUUUUUGUAUUUACUCCAGUGGUGAGGAGCCCUAACCGUGACAAGGGCGGAAUGGCAUGUUUCUAUACCAUGGCGAAUCCCAUAUGUCUAGCAUUGCUCUAUGGUCUCAAUAAAGUCAUGCCAUCCUUAGAAUCA